GUUGACGCAUACACCCAAAGUUGUCACCAGUGCAUCCAUAGCGGCCUGUAUUCGCUGCGUCUGGCACCUUACAGUUACAGCCCACGAAAGUUCUCCGCCAACCAUCGCUCGAACCCUGCCAGCGCGCCUAGACAGUACAUAUCACGCUCGCAUCAGAUAGCGGGCUCCCGCGAGGGAGCCUGCUGCUCAGAGUCAGCAUUUGGGAGGACAAUCGCUCUCCCCGCUGAUUAAUGCGUGCCUCCACUGGUAGCUAAAAUUGAACGGGGAAAAAAUAGCCAAUCCGCGCCAUGGAUUUUGCAAGUCAGCACCGGCAGCGGGCACGCGAUGCCUUGUCGAACCUAGGUUUUGAUGCGGAGGCGGUCAGCAGCUUUGAUGAUAAGACACUCGACAGGCUCGUCAGCGCCAAAUUCGACUUGCCGGGGCGCCUUCGGGCGGCCACCUGCGACGGCCUCGAGAAAGCUGGACUGGCGCCAGGUGACGUGUGCUUUAUUAUGUCCAAGCUGCAAGGCGCGGUGGCAGGGCCGGGCCCGGGGAGCACGACAACUGGCGGCGACCUGGGACCUGAGAGUGCGGCAAUGGCGGGCGUCAGCGCUACGGAUGCACUGGUCUUCCAGGUCGCCAAGGCCGUGAAACAGCUGAAGCCGAUGCUCGAGCCCCUGCUCCAGCGCGCCUACGGGCCGCGGUCACGCUCAUCUGCGCAGUCCGAGUACCGCCCGGCUGCGCUGCAGUACUACACGGGCGAGCCGCAGCCACGGCAUGCCACGUGCGCGGUGUCGGGCGUCCAACUGCCGGUGCAGGACGUGGUUGCCGGCCACAUCUACCAGCGGCGGUGGCCCCCCACGAAAGGUGUCAAGAUCGACGACCCACCCAACCUUAUGCUCAUGCACCGCGAGGUCGAGCAGCACUUCGACAACUUCGCGUUCACGGUCACCCCCGUGGAACUCAAGGUGGUGCUGCUGGACAAGAAGCGCAAAGACAAGGUGCUGUUUGAGUAUACAGACGACGGCGGGCGUCAGAAAUCGGUGAAGCUGGGCGACCUGGACGGCCGCCUGCUGGCAGUUGCAGCCGGCACAGCGCCAUCAGAGUAUGCGCUGAGCGUUCACGUCGCAUCGGCGUUUGAUCACGCACUGCAGCGGCAGUGGUGCAGUGCGGCGGACAUACCGCCCACUGUUCGCUGCGACAGAGAGCUGUUUCAGGGGUUCCUCCGGGACUCAGCAAGCGGCGGUAGCAGCGGCAGCGGUGGCAGCAGCGGUGGCACAAUGAUGUGAUGGAUGGGAGAUGGGCAUCAACGGUGGAUGGGCC
Molecule: messenger RNA, 1302 nt
Organism: Chlamydomonas reinhardtii
Lineage: Eukaryota; Viridiplantae; Chlorophyta; Chlorophyceae; Chlamydomonadales; Chlamydomonadaceae
Exons: 7
Coding region: 288-1268 (326 amino acids)
Source: RefSeq, a predicted model, not a curated record